AUAUAUAGAUAUAUAUAUAUGGUAGACCUCGUGAACGAUCAAAUAUAACGACCCGGUGUUCCCGCGCGCUGCUGCCUUUUUGUUCUUUAUUCGAAAUUACUUAUUUGUUGACAACUUGGAACCAAGGAGCUCUUCCAGAUGAUGCUGAACAAGAUCUUUGUCAACACGUGCAAACAAAUUCGUGGAAUUAAUUAUGUUUCCGCACGUGCAUUUACGGCGAACGACUCGAACAAGAUUGAAAAAAGUUUGAAUCAAGUCACACUUCUUGGAAGAGUUGGUGGUGAACCACAGAAGCGUGGAAAUGAAGAACAUCCAGUUGUUACAUUUUCUCUUGCUACCCAUAUUAAUUAUAAAUACGAAGGAGGUGACCUUAUGCAAAAAACUGAUUGGCACAGAAUAGCUGUGUUCAAGCCAAACUUAAGGGAAAAUGUAUAUAAUUAUAUGAGAAAAGGUCAGCGUGUCAUGGUAAAUGGUAGGCUGAGCUAUGGAGAAGUCAAAGAUGAAGAUGGUAAUAUGAGGACUGCAACAUCCAUUAUAGCUGACGAUAUUAUAUUUUUCCAGUAAAUGUAUAUAUAUAUAUAUAUUCGUAUAUACUAUUAGGCAGUUUUUAAUAAACUUUUUUUAUAAAUACCGCAAAUCGUCGGGCUUCAAGUUUUUUCCAGUCUAAUAACAAUGAAAUGGUUAGGAAGGAAAAAUAAAUAAAUCACAUAUGUUCCUUCUUAAUAAGUAAAUAGGUCUAUAUUUACAACAUUCGUAUCUAUCAUUUUUCAGUAACAAUUUAUAUAAUAUAAUAAAAUGAUUCUAAA
Messenger RNA from Nasonia vitripennis (jewel wasp), 806 nucleotides. RefSeq names its product single-stranded DNA-binding protein, mitochondrial (gene mtSSB). The transcript is spliced from 4 exons. Gene Ontology annotation, biological process: mitochondrial DNA replication; positive regulation of helicase activity. Gene Ontology annotation, cellular component: mitochondrial nucleoid. The coding region runs from base 139 to 564 and encodes 141 amino acids. Gene Ontology annotation, molecular function: single-stranded DNA binding. The record is from RefSeq and is a predicted model, not a curated record. NCBI's taxonomy places the organism in Eukaryota, Metazoa, Arthropoda, Insecta, Hymenoptera, Pteromalidae.